UCCGCCGUUUCCCUCCGGAAGUACAGUUCAUUUUUAUUCACAGGAAAAAAAAACAGCUGUUGUUGAAAAAGAAAACAUCAAAGUGAGUUUCAUUGACGGAUGUCUUGGCGUUAUCUUUUCGCAGACAUUAGUGCAAAUGCCAGCACCAAAGAGAGGAUCAUCUCCUCAUGAUUCUCAGCCCAAGAUGAGGAAGUUGGAUGAAGAUGGUGAGGCUCUGCCAUCCAAAACUGCACCGGCUUCCAAUAAUAGGUCCCUUAAAACAGGAAAUACACCAGAAAAGACAGCAGCUCCACGGACUAAGAAAAAACUUUGUGCUUCAGCGGAAGGGGGGAAUAAACCAGCCAAGUCAUCCAAACAGAGUUCCCCUCCAAAGGAUUCCAGCAAAACCAUUUCUGACCCACCUGUCAAAAAAGCCAAGCUCCUGAAAGCCACAAGUGCCUCCUGCGGAGAAGCUCCCUCACUGAAAGUUUACUCCAAAGCUUCCCUGAAGCGAACAGCCUCUACAGAGUCUGAGGAUGAGUUGAGUAGUGAUAGUAGUAAGACUGACCUCUUCAGAGAGAGGGAUGAUGGGGACAAGGCCCGCUGCAUCAGAAAAUAUUCUAAUCGAGUCAAAGCUAAACGCAGGGUUGAAGAGUCAAUGUCUGACCCACAGGAGACUGCACCGGGAGACCCUGUUCAAAUGGACCACAAUUAUGGUAGAUUUUCAGAUUCAAGUCCGGGAGAGGCUAAUCAGGAUGAUGUGAAAGAAUCUGAACAGUCUGUCACUGAAGGAGAGACACAAGACAUGUCAGUUAAUGCACCACAAGCAGAGUCAAAGGAAAGUGUAGUCUCCGUAGGAGGGAGUGCAAAAGCUAGCAUUGAGUUUGAGUGUGCAGCUGUUGAAAGUAAACAUGAGGAAUUUAAAAUUUUAGAAAGCCAAAAGCUCAUAGAUAAUGAAGCACUUGUAUCAUGUAGAGAAAUAUUUGACUUUACAACAGCUGCAGGGUUGCCUAGCCUCACAUCUGAGACGGGGGAAAAGAAGGACGUGGACAUCAAAAGCAAAAAGGAUGUAGAUAAUGAAAGACUUGCGACAUCAGCGGGAAAUCUAUAUUUUUGCACAAGAGAGGCAAAUCCAUGCUGUGAAGGUGAAGUACAGGUAGAUGAAAGAACAUCUUGUAAAAGUCAGGCAGAUGUGAGCAGUGAAACUGAAACAAAUGAGACCACAGAGACUGUUUCUGAGGAGAUAAAGCUGGAUAGGAAAUGUAAAAGUAAUGAAGAAGAGAUUAAAAUGAAGGGAGAGAUUGAAGCUGCCAGUGUCUCUGCAGGCUAUAGUGAUGUAGAAGAUAAAGCAUUGAUCCUGGUAGAAGGUAGUAAUCCAGAGGGUCAGCCUGAGGAAAAUCUAAUAACAACAGAGUCUGUUUGCAAUCCAGGGACUCAAACAGACCUCAGUGUCAAAAUUCAAGUUACUUUCAAAGAGGAAUCAAAAUCCGAGGAUCAAGUGAGUCAUCAAGGGCCAGAUGCCAUUACCAACUCAUGUGACGGUGUGAACAAACUAGUCAGAAAGUCUGAAGAAAGUGAAAGGAAGGGAGUCGAGUUCCUGUCGACUCACACUGUUGCUGGUCCUGGGUCUUUUGCUGAGCUACAACUGAGCCAAGUUGUGAUGAACAAGACAACUGACAGCUGUCCUGAAAUACUGACACCAGAUUGUGAGUCUGUUCCAGAGCAAAAUCAAAGCGAUGGGCUCUCCGAUUGUUUCACAGUCUCAGAGGGUCAGAUAGACGUGGGCAUGCACACUAAGAUAACAUCGGAGGAGAGCUCCGACUUUGCCCCUAAGGAGGAUAAAAACAACCACAAAAUUAAAGACCACACAACAGAAAUACCUGUUAAAGUCAAAGAAGAUGCUAUGAUAAAUGAAGAAAAAGAACAGGAGAUGAACUUUGAAUGUGCCACUGCACACACUGAGAUUUCUAAUCAAACCGCUUCACUGGAAAUACAAAGCCAAAAGAAUCAGGAAGUCAGUGAAUGUGCCACAGACAUAUCCCCAGAAUUGAAUGAGGAUCAUGCAUUGAAUUCUAAAAUAAUGGAAAAGGAAGAAAGCAAGAACUUUGAACAUAUUAACGGACCUGAGAGACAGACUACUACGGCAUCAGAAAUGUCUAAUCCUGCAUCUACGGCGGAAGUGCUAAGCCAGGAGAGGCCAAUAGACGGUGACUUCACCACAGACAUGUCUGAAGCACAGAAAUGUCCAGUUGCAAAUUGUCAGAACGCCAAAGAUGAAAACAGGGUUGAUGAUCAAUGUGUUGUUGCUGCUGAAAAUCAAAUAGAAGUGGACAUGCAGACAACAACAUUAGAGGGGAUAUCUAACAUCGCACCUACUUUGGAAAGACAAAGCCAGGACGACAGUGAACCUACCACAGACAUGUCUGCUGAACAUGAGGAUCAUAAGGUUGGAAAUAUGGAAAACAAGGUGAACUUUAAGUCGCUUACUGUCCCACAGAGUCCAAUAGAAAUGGAAAUUCAGGUUACAACAACAUCUGAGGUUUCAAAUCCAGCCGCUUUGGUCAAAAUACAGAAAAGCCAAAUUGAAGUGGACAUGCAGAUGACAGCAUCAGAGGAAAUAUCUAACGCUGCAGCUACGGUGGAAAUACAAACCCAGAAAAGUCUAAAUGAAGUGAAUGUGGACACCCCGGCAACAUUAGAUGAAUUAUCUAACACCGCACCUAGGGGGGAAAUACAAAGCCAGAAAAGUCUAAAUGAAAUGAAUGUGGACACUGUGGCGACAUUAGAUGAAAUAUCUAACACAGAACCUACUGUGGAAAUUCAAAGCCAGAAAAGUCUAAAUGAAGUGAAUGUUGACACCGCAGCGACAUCUGAUGACACUUCUAACACAGCACUUACUGUGGAAGUUCAAAGCCAGGACGGUAGUGAACCUACCACAGACAUGUCUGCUGAACUUCAUGAGGAUCAUAAAUUUGUAAAUAUGGAAAACAAAGUGAACUAUAAAUUGGUUACUGUUCCACAGAGUCCAAUAGAAAUGGAAAUUCAGGCUACAUCAACAUCCAAGGUUUCAAAUUCAGCCGCUUUGGUCGAAAUACAGAAAAGCCAAAUAGAAGUGGACACGCAGACGACAGCAUCAGAGGAAAUAUCUAUUUCCGCCCCUAUGGUGGAAAUACAAAGCCAGAUAUGUCUAAAUGAAGUGAAUGUGGACACCGCAGCGCCAUCAGAGGAAAUUUCUUACAUGACACCUACAAUGGAAAUACAAAGCCAGAAAAUUCUAAAUGAAGUGAAAGUAGAGACUGCAGUGACAUCAGAGGAAAUUUCUUACAUGGCUCCUACAGUAGACACUCAGGGCCAGAAGAGCCAAGAAAUCAUUGAACCUGCAAUAGACAUAUCCCAGAAUGUUCAAGAAUGUCUAAUGAUACAGACUCCUAAAAGUAAUAGAAAUGAAAACAAAGUUAUAACACCAUGUGUCAGUGCGGCUGAGAGUCAAAGAGAAAUGGAUUUGCAGACAGCAGCAGCACAAGAGGAGGCUUCUGAUCCAACAACUGUAGUAGAAACACAAACUCAGAGAGGUCAGGAGGUCAGUGAACUCACAACAGACGCUCAACUAUUACAUUUUUUUGUUGUUGCCAAUACGGAGAGUGAAGAAAACAAGGAAAAGGUUAUUGCUGAAUGUGUGUAUGCUACUGAACAUCAAAUAGAAAUGGAUGCGCAAGCAACACCAAUACCAGAGGAGAUUUCUAACCCAUCACCUACAGUGGAAAUACAAAGCCAGGAGGUCAGUGAACUCAACACAGAAGUUCAGAAAGAUCUAGUGACUGCAAGUUGUGAGCGUAAGGAGAAUGAAGAUAGGGUUACUGCUGAAUGUGUUGAUGAUCCAGAGGUUCAAAUAAAUAUGGAAACUACUACAACGCCAGAGGAGAUUUGUAAUGCAGCACCUACAGCAGAACUGCAAAACCAGGGGAUGGAAGAAGUCAAUAAACCCUCUAUGGUCUUAUCAAAUGAAGCUCACAACCCUCUUCCGAUGGCUGAAAGUAAGGGAAAUGCAAACAUGCAGGCAGAUCCUACUGCUGCAGUUAUCCAAGGGGAUAUGGAUGUAAUAAGUGGAUCGGUAGGAAGGGUAGGUUCUGCUUUAGAAGAGGAAACAGGGAGACAAGUGGUUAAUGAAGUCAAAGAUGAGGCUGCAAUCAUUUCCUCUGAAAACGCUGACCAAACAGUCAAUGAUAUUGAAGGACAAGGAGGAGGAGCUGAAAGCACUGAAGAAAUAGUUUUUGUUUGUGGCCAACCGGAUGAUGUUGAUAUUGUAAUUCAGGCAUCAGAAGAGCAGAGUAAGACGGUUAAUCAAUCAGAGGUUGUGAUUCAUGAAAACCAGAUAGUGUAUGAGCCCAUUAGUAGUCCGGAGAGUAAUGAUGGUAGAGAGAUUUCUACAGCAUCCGAGAACCAUGCUGGUGUGUCUUUACUGGACCUGCAAAACACCCAGCAGAUGGAAGGAGAUUCAUCUACUCAUGAAGACAACAGCUGUAACCAACAACUGGACAAAGAGGGAAACGUUGAGCAACAAAUGUGUGUCUCAGACAGCCAAGAAGUUGAAAUGGAAGCACAAACUGUCAGUGUGCCAGAGAGUUUUGUCCCUGCACAUUUGGAGCAGAGUGACAUGAAUGUUGAUGGAAAACAAGUUGCAGUGAUCAGCUCUAGCGAUGACAUCAGCAUGCCAGAUGGCCAGACAGAAGAUGCACCAGAAAGUAGUAAAAGGAAUGGUUAUCCAGAUUGCGUUGGUGCCACAGAGUCUCCUGAACAGGUGCAGGAGGACAUGGGACCUCAGGAGGUUUCAGACGUCACGGUGACGACAACUACGACCACCUCUGAAGUUGAAGUACCAGAUAGUACAUCUGAGGAGUUUGUGAUCUUAGAACCAAUUCCAGCAGGCGAAAUUCACUUUGAUAUUGUUACUCGAGCAGCGGCUGAAUCAGGUUUGUCAGACUCCCCUUCAGAGCAGGGGAAUCCAGACAGCGCUUUAGAAGGUGACGUGGAAAAUGAAAGGAUUUUAAGUGGUUCUCAACAAACCUUCUUCCCUGAGGCAGAAGUGCAGCAAUGUCAAACAACUGAUGAGAUCAAAGUGACAAAUUCGAGUGAGGUUUUAGAUCAGGAGACUAGGGUGGGGAGGGAAAUCUCAAAUGAGGAAAGUGUUGAAGUUAUUCAAGAUGCUGACCACAGCCAGCAGCCAUCAUCUAACAUAAUGGAUGUUAAUACCUCAGAGGUUGAGAUGGCAAACUCUCAUGCUCAAGUCACAAAUGAAGAGAGCAAUGCACUGGUGAUAGAGAAUGCCGAGGCUGAUUUGUACCUACAAGAAGUGCAGCUUCUGGAGGAUAUAGAGAUCGGUCGUGAGAUCGUAGUAGCUGAGGAAGAGAACGAUGAAGAUAGUGACAUUACAAUAAUAGAAAAACCCCAGGAAACAGCUGAGGCAGUCCAUAAAGAAGACUCUGAGAAAAAGGUUAAUGAGAAAACUGGAGAUGGCACAGGGAGCACAGCUGAAAAGACUGAAGAUGAUAAAAAGGCAGAAAAACCCAAGAAACAGCAAAUGAACACACAGGCCAGAACCAAAGCCCGUCUGGCAGCUCUGGCUGAGCAAAAAGCUGCAGCAUCUAAGAGAACAGCAAACAGGCAGCAGCUAAACCUCUUAGCUUUGUGUCAGGAGAUUGCAGAGGACAUAGCUACUGACAGCAUGCUAUUGAAGAGGAUAGAAGAAGAAAAACAAGCCGCGGCUGCAGCAGCAGCAGCAGCAGCAGCUACAGCAGCCAGUAGUGAAGCAAGCAAGAAGGAAAGUCCACCUGUUAACGUGCAGGGGGCAGACACUGUUAGUGUUCCUACUCCUGCUGGGCCAGAAGAGAGCUGUGCCCCUGGGACCCCUGCUGAGGAGGCACCUACAGCCCAGGGCUCAGUGGAUGAUUCAGCUGAAGCUAAGCCUUCUUCAGAGCCUCCAAAGAGGCGUUUCUUUGUCACACAGAUUUCAGUGCCACUGAAAGUCCAUGAGAAAAAGAAGCUAACUAGGUAUCAAAGGCUGAGACAGGUUGAACUGCAAAGAGAGAAAAUGUCUUGGGCACGUGUAAAGAAACUUAAAUCUGACCAAGCAAAUCAGAUGUUUUCGGACAUAGAUUGGCAGGUCCCCCUGUCUGCAUGCUCUCCAUUUUCUGUGAGUCCUGUGACCACAGCUCCUCCACCUGCAGCCAGUCCACCGAAAACACCUCUCCCAUGUCCUGCCUCAACUAGCAAGCCUGCAACACCCAAGGCAGAAGUCCCUAACAUUGACACUCCUAAGGCUGAACCCAGUAAGACUGAACCCACUGAAACGGAAACCCCCAAAAGUGAACCCACAAAACCUGAACCUGCCAAAGCGGAAGCCUCCAAAACUGAGACUCCUAAUGCUGGAAUCCGUAAAUCUACAAGGCAAAGUAAAGCUCAAACUCUUAAAGAAACCCCUGGUCCGGGGCCCGUCCCAAAAGUGACCAGAUCAGCAGCCAAGAGGACCCUCCCAGCAGUACCCCCUCCUAUGCCCAAUGGACUUAAUGGUCAAAAACAGAAGCCUGUUGAGUACAAGCCAUACAGACCCAGGCCCAAGUAUUCCUUUGAUGACUUUGAACUAGAUGAUGACCCAUUACCAGCAGCUCCAACAAAGCCCAGUCCUCACUCAAGGCCCACACAGCCGACACAACCUAACGUUCAGUCAAUAACCACAGCUCAGUCUAAACCCACAGUUCAGUCAAAACUCCCAGUUUCCCCACAUCUUGCACACCAGGAAAAACUCAAAGCUCAGACUACACCUGCUGGACCGAUCUCAGGUCAGUCAAAGUCGACUGCUACAGCUACAGUUCAGGCAAAGCCUGCCGGUUCUACUACUCCUCAGUUAAAGCCUGCCGUUGCGACAACAUCCCAGUUGAAGGCCACAGCCACUGCCGCGUCUUCUUCUAAACAUGUUCCGCCAGUUCAAGCUCAAUUAAAGUCUCCUGUUUUGACGACACCUCAGUCAACAACUGUUUCAGCUCCAGGCCAGUCCAAGCCUGCUGCUUCUGUUUCUCCUCAGUUAAAGCCUGUUGGUAGUGGAGGUACAGCUCAGCUCCAGCCGUCAACAGCAUCUCAGGCUGCAGGUUCAAACACAUCUGAGACAAAGCCUGCUGCUCCAAAGGCCGACGUUGGCUCGGCUGUGCUUCAGAAAACCCCAAAUCCACCGUUAUCAGAAGAUGUCAAAUGCAAGGAUACAGCUGAUCCCACCUCUUCCCUGCCCUCUGAAGACUCGAAAGAGUCCGAUGACACACAGAAGAGUGAAGUAAAGCCUGCAGCCACUGGUGUUGAUUCUAGUCCGGAGAAUAAGACGGAGACAGCCGAGACAGCCGAGAAGGCAUUGGAAAAACCUCAAGACGGCGCAGCGGAGCCACAGGAUGACAGGACUCCUCUCUCUGAUGCUUGUCUGCAAAAAGAAGUGAAGAAACUAAAGGAGGCUGACAAAGAUGGCACCCAAACCAUUAUUGAUGCAGGACAGAAGCAUUUUGGAGCAGUGGCCUGCAACGUGUGUGGGAUGCUCUACUCUGCUGCCAACCCUGAAGAUGAAUCUCAACAUUUACUCUUCCACAACCAGUUCAUCAGCGCUGUCAAAUAUGUGGGAUGGAAAAAAGAGAGGAUACUGGGGGAGUAUCCCGACGGCAAGAUCAUUCUUGUCCUGCCUGAUGAUCCCAAAUAUGCUCUGAAGAAGGUCGAGGAGAUCAGGGAGAUGGUGGACAACGACCUCGGUUUCCAGCAGGUGGAGACCAAGUGUCCCUCUCAGACCAAGACCUUCCUCUUCAUCUCCAAUGACAAGAAAGUGGGUGGAUGCCUUAUAGCAGAGCACAUACAAGAGGGAUACAGGGUGAUUGAGGAGCAAGUACCGGAAGGUUCAGAGGGAGAAAAGGUGAUGUUUGAACGUCAGAGAGCUUGGUGCUGCUCCACAACACCGGAGCCGGCCAUCUGUGGCAUCAGCCGCAUCUGGGUGGUCAACAUGAUGAGGCGCCGGGGCAUCGCUUCACGCUUGCUCGAGUGCCUCAGGAACAACUUCAUAUACGGUUCAUACCUGAGCAAAGAUGAGAUCGCUUUCUCCGACCCCACACCCGAUGGAAAACUCUUUGCCACACACUAUUUUAGCACUUCUCAGUUUUUGGUUUAUAACUUUGUGAGUGGAACAAGCUCGUCCCAGCCCAACGCUGACGCAGUAUGACAGUCUUCAGGAAAGGUAACCAUGGUUUUAACUGAGACGCCCACUGACCAGGGGGACGCACCGUCACUAAGCACUUAACAGUGUCUGAUGCAGAAUCUGUAUUUGCAUAACCAUUAAAA
Messenger RNA from Etheostoma spectabile (orangethroat darter), 8340 nucleotides. RefSeq names its product mucin-17. Lineage: Eukaryota; Metazoa; Chordata; Actinopteri; Perciformes; Percidae. The transcript has 10 exons. Bases 137 to 8221 code for a protein of 2694 amino acids. Gene Ontology annotation, molecular function: protein-lysine-acetyltransferase activity. The record is from RefSeq and is a predicted model, not a curated record. Gene Ontology annotation, biological process: mitotic sister chromatid cohesion. Gene Ontology annotation, cellular component: nucleus; chromatin.